This is a messenger RNA of Coniophora puteana RWD-64-598 SS2, 2037 nucleotides long. RefSeq lists its product as uncharacterized. The record is from RefSeq and is a predicted model, not a curated record. NCBI's taxonomy places the organism in Eukaryota, Fungi, Basidiomycota, Agaricomycetes, Boletales, Coniophoraceae. The coding region runs from base 369 to 1856 and encodes 495 amino acids. The transcript is spliced from 7 exons.
CGAUGCUCGACAUCUGCUCAACAGCGUGGCUACUGCGUGCGCUCAGUCUCAUCUUCAAUGCUCCCCUAAUUGGACAGGAGAAAUCAAUGUUAAGGGGUCAGAUUAGAAUGCUUGGCGAGCGAAAGUGGGACAAUGCUUGGGAUAACACUGAUAAGCUUGCAUGAGACCAGCGAAUUGCAAGACUUGUGUUGACUUACAAAAGCAUCGAUGAGUGUUUGAACGUCUUCCCCUGAAGGCGUCUAAGACAGCCUCUGACGUAUCUAGGGGUUUUGUUGCGCGCCGUCACUAGCACGAGGCUAACUGCUUCAGGGAUUCCGGUCUGAAUCGCAGCGGGUAGCAAAACGAUAUAAGCUAGACCAACACUCAUCAUGCAAUCUGCCUCAUCCUCCACCUCCACCUUGGUCGACGCGUCUCUGUCUCCUAUCGACGCAGCUGACGUCGUCAAGUCCAUCCCGGAGUCGCCUGGACACGCCGACCUUGCCGCGGUGCUCUCAUCCUGCACCGAAGAGGUUCCGCGGGCCGCGUCCCCCGAUCUCGAUGGACCUCUCCACAAGCCCCUCGACAAGAUUGACGGUACCGUUGACAACGAGCUUCUCUUGAGGACGGUUCUAGCCGUCAGUACCUUGAACGCCCGCGUCGACAUUCUCAAGGGCGACAUUAACGCCCGUUUCGAGGCCUUCGACCACGACUUCACCUCCCGCUUCGACGAUUUCCGCGAGCAAGUCUUCUCUCGCUUGAGGGAGGUGGAGAAGGCGCCCGUGGCUCAGUACGCCGCGACUAGAAAGGAGCUGCAGGAUGUCCGUAAGCUCGUGAUCGGGAAGGCGCUCGAGAUCGGCAAGAUGAAGACGGAGACGCGCGAGGAAAGGACAACGAGAAUGCUUGAAGGCUGUCAGCAGCGGGUUCAGGUGUUGGCGGAGGUAGAUAAAUCUGCCUCUUCUCGCCGGCUCGCUUCCAGCCUCACAUCUCCGAUGUCUCCUGUUAGGGGGAAGGUUAAGGCUGGCGAAGCGCAUGAGCUGCGCGACAUUGCUAUGCGCUCUCAAGCAGGGAUCGAGAAUGUGUGCGAUGUUUCUCUCACUUUCUUAUCACCACCCCGUCGGCAGAUCUCCUUGAAAGCCAAGAGUCGUUUCAAGGCACUGCUGUCUCCCCGCAAGCAUUCCACACCGAAGGGGAAGAGCCAAUCCAGUGUGAUGGCGUCUCCGUGCAAAGUCCCUCCAUCGCCUUUACCCCGAGGGUCGAUGGCACAGAAAGAGAAUAUUCUCCGGGAACAACCCCAGAACCGUUCUAUGCGGCAAAAUCGGCCAACAUCUUCUCUACCCAGGCCGAGUGGGUCAUCGAGAUACUCCGGGGGAAAGUCGUUCUCUAAGCUCACUUCGAAACUUCGCAUGCCUGGAACGUCCCUUGUCAACAUGGCAAAGGGCGCCUCAAAGAAUCACUCGAAUGGCCCCUCGUACACCGACGGUGUUCUGGAAGAGGUCUCAUUCGUUGUUGACGCUCCUCAGGACGACGUAGCCGAUGACUCCUUGUGUCUUCUUGACAACGCGCUACGUGAGUUUGAGGAUGAGGUCAUGCUAACUAGCACUGCGCUUCCUCGCUCUUCUCAACGCGCUGGCCCUUUAAGUUUGCAACGUACGCGCCACCAGGGCUCGCGCGAUGAGGAAUCCUUCCAUCUUCCCGAAGAAUUUGCGAAGAAGACGGUCAACCAGACGUUGACCACUAUGCCCCUCCCUCUUCGCGGUAACGAUUCGUCCUCGUACCUCAGUAUCCAAAAACGCGCCACAAACGCCGCGUCGAUGCUGACCUCUCUCACACCCCAUUUCCCUUCCCUGCUUGUGACCAGCCCCACAUUCGAGUUCUGAACGGGAAACGAGUGCGACGUUUCUCUUUUAGUGCUUGUGUGUGAGAUUUGCCACGAGUAUUCCCUCCCAAUCCCUUUCUUAAUCUAUGGCUAGUGUUCCAUGUGUAUUCCGAAUGGGUGGCGCUCAUACCGCCACCCAUUUAGCAUAUACUUGUAAGGCUAGCCAUGGGUGUAUCUUCCCG